GUAGUUCACGAUUGAGACUGAAGAUGACAACACCUUCAACGCCGACGACGGUAAAUUUAGAAGAAUUGUCAAUGUCGGCGGCCGGAGCUCCCAAAACGGUGCUGAUAACCGGCGUGAGCAGGGGGCUGGGCAAAGCCCUAGCCCUAGAAUUGGCGAAGAGAGGUCACACCAUAAUCGGCUGCUCUCGUUCCCAGGAUAAGCUCAAUUCUCUUCAUGCCGAGCUCGCAUCCGCCUCCAGUUCCACAUCUUCUUCCCAAAUCAAACAUCUCAUCAUGAAAGUUGAUGUGAGGUCAAAUAGCAGUGUUGAAGAAUUGGCACAUGCUGUUAUGGAAAAGAAGAGCAUUCCUGAUAUUGUAGUUAACAAUGCAGGGACCAUUAAUAGGAACAACAGGCUCUGGGAGGUACCAGCGGAGGACUUUGAUAAUGUUAUGGAUACAAAUGUGAAAGGAGUAGCAAAUGUGCUGCGCCACUUCAUUCCACUUAUGAUUGACAAGAAGCAAGGAAUUAUUGUUAAUUUGUCUUCAGGAUGGGGAAGAUCAGCAGCUGCACAGGUAGCACCAUAUUGUGCUUCCAAGUGGGCUAUAGAGGGUCUGACAAAAUCAGUAGCUAAGGAGAUACCGACUGGAAUUGCAGUUGUUGCUCUUAGCCCUGGUGUUAUUAACACUGAGAUGCUUCAAUCAUGCUUUGGCAGUUCAGCUUCACUCUACCAGGCACCAGAGUCUUGGGCUCCAAAAGCAGCUACAAUGAUACUUAAUCUUACGGUGGCUGACAAUGGUUUAUCUCUUACGGUGUGAAACAUGCACCACCAAAGCAACAUGAUAGCAUUAGUUUGUGCAGAUGCCAUUUUAACCAGAUUUGUCUAAUCUAGCAGUUUAGGAUUUUUCUGAAUUACUUUAAUCUUGUAUAAGCCAGUCGAAGCACCUGAAGGUGAUGAUAUUACUAGGCAAUGAAGAGGAAAUGUUGAAAAUUAAGAGGAUACAUGAUGUAUUAUCUCACAUUGGAUUUAUUGUAGGAUCUCAUAAGCUCAUGAAAUUUACUAUUUGCCUCUGGCUAUUUGGUCUACAGAAAAUGAAACGACAACAUGUUUAUUAACAAUUUGAUGUUGCUUUUGGUUUAUGGAAGAUUACAUGUGGAUUGAUUAUGGUACAAAUUAUGUUCAAUUGCUUCCCUGAGUUUCCUUCCCAGUGCAAAAGCCAGCGGUGGAGGGACAGCAUUGCCAACCUGCCGGUGUUUAUGUAGAAUGCUGCCGGAAAAUUUGUAGCUAUCUGGAAAUCCCUGCAGAUACAAGGUAAAGAAAAGGGGGAAAACAUGGUACCUGGGAUCGAGCACAUUCUCGGACAGAAAUUAUCCUGUCUUGUUCAGGGUGAAAACACAUGCCAACCUUACCACCCGGAGUAGGGUCUGUAAUGGCUGUUGGGAAAUUUCCUUCCCAGUCCAACCUUCCAAAUAGGCCCUUCCAUUCAUUGUGUGUCUUGGCUGUGUUUUUCAGGAACCGGGGUACCAAAUUAGCCUCCUUUCCAUUUGACAAUUGAACCUGCAAGAGAAACCGGUUGAGCUAAAACACGAAAGCAACAGACAAUUAACGAUUGGACCUGGGCAAACAGUGCCAAUCAGCGCCUGGACAUUACAUAGUACGGAGUAUAUAAGCAUAGAAGAUUACCCUCACGCAUGGGAGAUCACGCCAAUCAGCGCCCGGACAUUUGGGGAUCUUCUGACAUCUGGUGAGAUUCAGCUGAUUCAUUUCCUUUGAAAUGUGGUCUAUCAAGUGUACCAUGUCUCCUCGGACCCUCUUUUGGAACCAGGAAAGAGGCUUGCCUUCAUACUAAGUUACAAACCGAUUGAGGACUGCAAGAUAUACAUACGACAGAAAAAGAACAUAAUGUUGAAAAGCGUAUUGUACCUCCAUGGUUGUUGCUGAUGCCCCGCUUCUGACUGCUGGGAGAUCUGCUAUUGUAUCUCUGACAGUGAUAGCACGGAAAGGGGCACCACCUGCAGUGCUACGAACAGCAGUAUAAUGAGCAUUGCCAACCGAAUCUAAUUGAAUCCUGAGUUCAGGACCUGAAAAGACAUGCAUUGGCUCGGGCCAUUCAGGAAGCGUGGCUUCUGGACAAGCUGCCCAUAUGAAUGCACGUUUGCGUGUCUGAGCUAUACCAUACGCCCCGCCUUCCAAUACUCCAAACCUCACCUUCGACUCCAAACAAAAAGGGAAAGGACGAUGGAAAUAGAAGAACAGCAAGGAGGCAAAGAAUAAAACAUCCAAAUUAGACCUCCAUGUUACAAACUUAAAUACAUUUCACCACAUAUGUAUAGAAACUGUCAAACUUUCAAGUUUCAACUAAAAUCUGCCACAAAUUAUGAGAAAGGAAGCUCCAUUCACUCCUUAUUCUAUA
Molecule: messenger RNA, 2390 nt
Organism: Ipomoea triloba (trilobed morning glory)
Lineage: Eukaryota; Viridiplantae; Streptophyta; Magnoliopsida; Solanales; Convolvulaceae
Product: NADPH-dependent pterin aldehyde reductase
Exons: 6
Coding region: 24-794 (256 amino acids)
Biological process (GO): folic acid-containing compound metabolic process
Cellular component (GO): cytosol
Molecular function (GO): oxidoreductase activity, acting on the CH-OH group of donors, NAD or NADP as acceptor
Source: RefSeq, a predicted model, not a curated record